AUCUGGAAUUCCCGACUUUCGAACUCCACCCCCAUUCCCCCCCCCCGCUGACUUUGUCGCAGCACCUCGCAGCACUUGCAUCUAAAUCGUCUAAUGGGACUCCUUCUUUUGGCUUUCCAUACAAAAUCAAUCCCCAUCUCCAUCCCCAAAAAAACUAGCCGUAGUAGCUGGGCUAUGUAUUAGUUUCUGUUCCUUCUGAAUAGUUUCUCUCAUGAUAUGGGGGGAUAAUUGAUGGUGUUUUCCUUUUUUACUUAUUCCUCAUACUUCCGCCUCUCUUUUUUUUCUCUCUCAUUUCAUUUCUUCUCUUCUAACGAGCCGACCUUCAUUCGGAUUACUGUCGUUUUCUCGUCGUCAAAGAAGUGCGCGCGCUCGCUAUUAUAUUAUCAUCUUCGGUAUCCUUGGCCAUACCGCUUUUCUUUCAUUUCCAACCUACUUUUAACUGUUGACCGUUGACCGCCUCGUUUUCUGCCGACGUGCUAUGCGCAUCGGCAACGCCUUCUCUUCUCGAUGUACCACCUCCAACGUAUAACCAUCGUCGCGCUAGUGCUUGCCAUCGUUAUCGUGCUUGUCACCAGACUACCUCGAUUCCUCGAUCCCGUUCCGCCCAACAAGGAAAAGCAAGAAGCUGACCGGCAGUGGAUCAACACAUCUCCGUACUGGCUCGAUCGUCAAGCUUGCCGCUGGUUUAGUCUUUGUGGUCUGCUGCACCUCAGGAACGAUCCCCCAGCGAAACCGAAGCACAAAGACGAUGGACACGGACAUGAACUGAGGCACCUUCUUAGAGAAGAAGAGGUUUCCAUUUCGAAAGAGGAGGGUAGCAGGAAAAAAGGACAGCUAAAAGGGAUACCGGACUACGUGCUGAACUACGCACCGCUGGUUCACCUGUAUUCGGAGGAAUUCUUUUGGCCUUCGGAUAUCGCCGAUCAUAUCCAACAUAUGGUGCCCGACCUUGAAGAAGACAAAUGGACGUUCAACGAGUCGCAGCCUCUCACUUUAGCGAAUUUAAACGAGCUGAGCUCCGAGCUGGGAUUUCAACAUCUUAACAGCAAAGAUGACGUAGAGUCGCGUCCGCGCUGGCUUCAUAGCAAGAUGAACCGACCGAUCGCUUUUAGCGACGAGGAUAGCGACAAAGAGCACGACGACGAUUCGGAGCCUGGUAGUUUGUUUAGUGACGAUACGACAUGGUUCGAUGUUGACCGGGAUCACCCUCUACACCGAAUCUCGGACCCACGAAAACUUCCCGCCGGCAGACCCCGGUCGCGACGGCUGGCAAGACGUUCCCUUGGUUAUCCCCAACAACAGCCACUCGUGUCCCCAGAAGAAGCAGCACGGAACGCGCAAAAUAAGCCCAACGAGUCGGGGUACUCUCGCGCGCCAGCUACUCUCGUUUUAGUAGACAAAGGAUCCGGCAUCGUGGAUGCCUUCUGGUUUUUCUUUUACGCCUACAAUCUCGGCCAGACGGUCUUGGGUACUCGAUACGGGAACCAUGUCGGCGAUUGGGAGCAUUGCAUGAUCCGCUUCGAGUCCGGCGUUCCUCGCGCCGUCUUUUUUAGCGAGCACGAAGGCGGCCAAGCGUACGCCUGGCACGCCGUCGAGAAGCGAGGAAACGAGAGCGAAAUCCAACGACCAGUCAUAUAUAGCGCCGUCGGGUCGCACGCUAUGUAUGCGACGCCUGGAAACCACCCAUACGUCUUACCCUUCGGGAUGCUCAAAGACAUCACGGAUAAAGGACCUCUAUGGGACCCGGCUAAGAACCUGAGGGGCUAUUGGUACGAUUAUACUGCUACUAAGGACAACGAAGGACUGGAGCCUGUGAGGGAAAACGCCGACGAGCCGACGAGCUGGUUCCAUUACAAAGGGACUUGGGGCGAUAAGUUGUAUGGUCUCAACGAUAGGCGGCAGUGGCGACUGUUCGGCCAGUACCACUACGUGACGGGCCCCCAAGGACCGAAAUUCAAGAAUCUCGGCAGGGAAAAGGUAUGCCAGACGUGGAGGUGUCGGAUUAUACAUAGCAUUGCGGAGGGAAAGAAGGGAAGUUGGCAUUCGUGAAAAGGGUAUUAUACCAUAGAGGGUGGGGGGAAACAAGGUAUAUAUUAUCAGGCGUUUUACCGGCUUUAGAUACCCCAGCGGUAGUUGGGCAUUCAUUUUUUUAUGCUUGCUUUUACAAUAUAACGAAUUACUUAGAUACCAGGUACCUAACCUAACGUAACCGAAGUUUCAUAUGCAAACGAGAUCCCGAUUACCUGGUGUGUGGAAACGAGACUUGGCUUCCGGAUUGUAGUGCUAGGUACCUACCUUGUAUGUAGGAUGGUUGCAUAGGCACGAUAG
This is a messenger RNA of Daldinia caldariorum, 2328 nucleotides long. RefSeq lists its product as uncharacterized. Bases 508 to 2049 code for a protein of 513 amino acids. The record is from RefSeq and is a predicted model, not a curated record. NCBI's taxonomy places the organism in Eukaryota, Fungi, Ascomycota, Sordariomycetes, Xylariales, Hypoxylaceae. The transcript has a single exon.